AUGAGUGAAUCUAGUAUCAGUAGCGUUACAAGUUCGUCACCGAGAAUGUUUUCAGGAGUGGACACGGCAUCUGGAUCUGGUCACAGAUGUCGUACACCUAGUACUAUAGCCUACACCCACAGCUCUGCAAUGGAAGACAAUGAUGAAGAUUGCCCUUCUGUCAACUCAUUUCGCCGACAUGAUACUAAUCUGGAUAUUGAUUCGAAUUCUGAUUCGUCAGAAAUCAAAUCUUGUUCAGGUCUCACAGAACCUGAUGCACUGAAGACAGAUGACUUCCGGUCCUAUUCAUUGUCUUCGCUAUCUUCUAUUAAUGAUGAACUAGCUAACUUUUCUGAUGAAAAUGAAAAUUUGUGCCAGUCAGAUUUUUCUCCUUCAACUGUCCUUCAUCAGUUUACAAGCCGUUUAAGCAAAAUAUUACGACGUGUUGAAGAACUUGAUUUACUUCAGUUAGCAGCUGUUGUUCAAAACAAACUUGGUACUGCAUACAAGAAAAGCUCUUCAGAUCAAGAUGACAGCGAUGAUUCAACUGCACAGAAUAAUGUCUCAUCCACCUUACCUGCCUCUGCUCGGAUUACUAAGCAAGAAGUCUUAUCGUUGUGCUCAGAUUCGGCGAAAAUUCGUUCAGCUGGGUCAAUGUCAACUAUACCAACAGGACGUUUAGUUAGGUUUCUGACAUUACUUUUGGUAAAUAUGCAAGAGGCUGCUUCAGUAUCUCCAAAUAUUUCGAGCCUUGUCGAUGCGUAUCGUAAUGCCAAGAAACGUUACAGGCAUCAUCGAGAACAAACGACAGCUGUUAGUAAAUCUUUUCAGAAUGCUUAUUUUACGGAGACAAUCUUAUGGUCUGAUUCAGAGUGGAUGUCAUCACUUAUUGGUUUAGAUUGUGCCCGUACAGCUUUAAAUAUUAUUGUUGGACCAGAUAUGCCACGACCUUUACUUAUGGAGGAUUUAAUUGAAGGCAUUGUAUCUGUUGUACGCCACCAGUUGGAUUGCCUCAUUCAUAAUAUUAUUAGAGUUACUUCCCGUACACCACGGUGCCAUGGUUUAUCUAUGUCGUCAGGUUUUUCAGCACUAGGUUAUGUUGGUUAUCGAAUAACACAAAUUAUUAUGCUACUGGUGAAUCUUAUGCGACUGCAACCCAAUCGUUCACAGACAAUUUAG
Messenger RNA from Heterobilharzia americana, 1158 nucleotides. The record is from the annotation of a GenBank genome assembly. NCBI's taxonomy places the organism in Eukaryota, Metazoa, Platyhelminthes, Trematoda, Strigeidida, Schistosomatidae.